GGAAUGUGCAGGGCACAGACAGACAUGGCUGGAGCAGAGGGAGCUGUGGAUGGCCAGGCAAUGGGGCUAGGGGCUCUCCUCCUCCUCCCCCUCCUCUUCCCUGCAGCUGGUGGCUUCCAACUGCAGGUGCGCACGGCACCCUCUUACCAGGCUGUGCUGGGUGCUGGGGCCCGACUGCAAUGCCUCUUCGAUGUCAGGGAGCCGGUGGCCCUGAGCGCCCUGCGUGUGACCUGGUACCUCUGGGAUGAGAGGAUUGCACACUAUGCAGAAGGCAAGGGCCACGCUCAGCCUGGAGCCAGCCUGGAAGAGACAGCGCUGGAGACUGGAAACGCCACCCUGGUGCUGGCCAGGGUGACACUGGCUGACGAGGGGCUGUACAAGUGUGUCGUGGGCUAUGGGGUGCAGCAGCAGGAAGCCCAGUCUACCCUCCAUGUGCACGGUGAGGACCAGCGAGGGACUCCCAUAUCCCUGGGGGGGCCCUGA
Messenger RNA from Alligator sinensis (Chinese alligator), 483 nucleotides. Its product is annotated as CD276 antigen-like. Gene Ontology annotation, cellular component: external side of plasma membrane. The record is from RefSeq and is a predicted model, not a curated record. Gene Ontology annotation, biological process: cell surface receptor signaling pathway; cellular response to lipopolysaccharide; negative regulation of T cell proliferation. Lineage: Eukaryota; Metazoa; Chordata; Crocodylia; Alligatoridae. The coding region runs from base 4 to 483 and encodes 159 amino acids. The transcript has 2 exons.